UCCACGACUUGCGAGCUAAACCUCGCCUUGACACCUGCCUGCGCUGCAAACCUUUGCCCACCCAACCACCACCUUUCCUCUGCUUCUGCUUCUUCUCUUAUACACCCCACAUACGCAACCAUGGCUAUGGCCUAUGCCGAAUCCCCCGUCAUGUACUUGUCCAGGUCCGCUACGGUGGAGUCGCCCAGCGGCUUCCCGGCCCCUCCAAAUGCUACGCCCCGAACCGACGAUGGCAUCGAAAACGUCUCGCCUAGUCCCCGCCUGGACGCAGUUGGAAACGCUCUUAAGCCGAUCCAGGAAGCCUUGAACGAGAGCGCCGAAGCCGCGAUGCUUCCAAGCCCUCCUUCCAAUACACCGUUCUCUUUCUCGCCGGCCCCUUCUCUCUACAAGGGCGCCCGCAAUCGUGGUUUGAGCGCUGUCGGCGACCGUCUGCUUAAGCUCAAACUUGAAGAGCACGGCUUCGACAAGGAUGCUUAUGCUACAUCCAGCAGCCGCUCUGUCACCGCUUCAACUGUUGAAGAAGACAUUGACGAGGACGCCGAGGUCGAAAGCCAUGCUUCUCCAGUCAAAUAUGCCUCCUUGAACGCUCCCAUCCACGAUGCCUCUUCUAUUUCUCGCAUCUCACCCACGGCAGGUACAAUUCCGCUCGAGAUGGGUUCUCCUCUUGCGAAUCCUCGCAUUGACGAGUACAUCAACUUCCAGAGCGCGGACCUUCCCGUCGUCAACCCCAAUAUCAAAGGAUCAUCCUCGACUGCUGCCGCUCACGAAACUGCUGGCACUAUUAGCGAACUGUCUGUCAAGAGCGACAAGGUCGAGACGAUCACCAAUGAGAAGGGAGACCAGGGCGAAGGUGUCGCAGAGAAAAGCAACUGGGCUGAGGAGCUCGAGGAGGCUGCUGAACGCAUCUUCCUGCAAAUGGAGCAACUUGCAGUGGACGAGGUGGCAAGCAACCCAAAUCAAACAUUCGAGCAAUGCUACUCCGGUCGUCUUGCUCGCCUUCUUGCCGGUAACGAUAGAGCUGUUAAGCUCGAGGUUCGCCAGAAAUGGUAG
Molecule: messenger RNA, 1050 nt
Organism: Periconia digitata
Lineage: Eukaryota; Fungi; Ascomycota; Dothideomycetes; Pleosporales; Periconiaceae
Source: the annotation of a GenBank genome assembly